AUGAGUGAAAGAAGAGGAAAUGGUGCAGCAAUGAUGCUGUUGUGUAUGUUGGUGGUUUACUCAGAGAUGGUUCAUGGAACCACCUUUCUGGUUGGAGAUGAAGGUGGCUGGACCUUCAAUGUCACUAACUGGCCUAAUGGAAAGCAGUUUAAGGCUGGUGAUAUACUUGAAUUUCGUUAUGAUUGUAUGUCUCAUGAUGUGUUGAAAGUGGAGGAGUUUGGAUACAACACAUGCAUUCCUACGAUUGGAUCAAAACCUUACACUUCAGGAAAAGAUCUGAUUCAGCUUGAAAAAGGAACUAAUUACUUCAUCUGUGGUUUUCCUUUUCACUGUCAGGGUGGCAUGAAGAUUGCAAUCAAUGCUGUCUGA
Sphenostylis stenocarpa is the source of this 369-nucleotide messenger RNA. NCBI's taxonomy places the organism in Eukaryota, Viridiplantae, Streptophyta, Magnoliopsida, Fabales, Fabaceae. The record is from the annotation of a GenBank genome assembly.